Thalassophryne amazonica is the source of this 912-nucleotide messenger RNA. RefSeq names its product SUN domain-containing protein 2-like. The record is from RefSeq and is a predicted model, not a curated record. Gene Ontology annotation, cellular component: meiotic nuclear membrane microtubule tethering complex; nuclear envelope. Gene Ontology annotation, molecular function: protein-membrane adaptor activity. Lineage: Eukaryota; Metazoa; Chordata; Actinopteri; Batrachoidiformes; Batrachoididae. Gene Ontology annotation, biological process: nuclear envelope organization. The transcript has 8 exons. The coding region runs from base 1 to 912 and encodes 303 amino acids.
AUGAAGAGGAGCACUCAUAAGUUCAGUCGGCCGGUCAGAGAGGAUGGCGGUUCUGCCAGCACCGAGCCACCCAUGGCUGCACGUGCAAAGAGCGGCGUGUCUCAUCUCUACAAAGCUACAAAGAAGUCAUGUGAACUUUUCCUCCAUCUCUUCUUCAUCGCUCUCAGUGUUUGGUUUCUCUUUCUGUUCCUCAACACCUACAUGACCAUCACAGCAAAGCUACAGACACCUGCAGAACUCGGUCCUGUGUUGGACCCUGAUGACCUGAGCCCAGAGCUCAAACAGGCCUUGGAGCAGUGGCUCGCUGGGCGUAUCAAGGAGUACGAUAUGAUCCGGCUGUUGGACCAACGCUGCUCCUCAGACUGUGGACGACCCGUUGCCGACAAAAUGCCCGAUUUUGCCCUGGAGUCUCUCGGUGCUCAUGUGGUCAGACAGCGAUCUUCUAAGACCCACAGCUGUCCUUCAAAUUGCCUGACCCUGUUUGGCCUCCCCUUGUGGCAGUGCUCAGUGAGCCCACGCGUUGUUAUUCAGGGUCACCCUGUGCUGCUCUCAGGGAGGUGCUGGCCAUUUCCGGGUGCACAGGGAACUCUUUUCAUCUCCCUGUCCCACCCGGUCAGAAUUACCCAUGUGACACUGGACCACCUGCCACGCUACAACUCCCCAACUGGACGCAUGGACUCGGCGCCAAAAGAUUUCGAGAUCUACGGGACAGUCAGUGAGAAUGAAGACGGUACUCUGCUGGGGAAAUUCAUCUAUAAUCAGGAUGGCGAGCCGACGCAGACGUUUGAGCUGCCUAAACCCAGCGAUGUGCUCCAUCGUUUUGUGGAGCUGCGUGUCCUCACAAACUGGGGUCAUCCCGAGUACACGUGUGUUUAUCGCUUCCGUGUACAUGGAACCAUGACCUCCACGUGA